UAUGAGAUCUGUUGAAUCGAGGGUUUCCAUUUGAUUGUCAAAGGUGCGAGUUUCAAUUGUUGUCUCCUUGCAUUUUCGAUAGAGAGAGAGUUAUGGCUCAUAUACUUCUUUCUGCCCUAGUGAACACAAUCUUGAGUAACUUGAACUCUUUAGCCCUGCGAGAGCUUGGGAUAGCACGGGGCCUGAAAUCUGAGCUGGAUAACCUCGAGAGCACGCUCAGUACCAUUCAAUCAGUCCUCCAAGAUGCUGAGGCAAAGCAGAGGAAGAGCUUGGCUGUCAAUAAUUGGCUGAGAAAGCUCAAGGAUGCAGCUUAUGAUGCCGACAAUUUAAUCGAUGAGAUCGUGACUGAAGGUCUGAGAAGAAAGUUGGAUUCUCAACGAGGUUGCAAAUCCAAAGUAAGUAGGAUGACUAAUUGUCUUUUAUUUCGCUUAAAAAUGGGGCAUAAGAUCAUGGAUAUGAAGAAUAAGUUAGAUGCUAUUGCAAGCGAGAGAAGUAAGUUUCAUUUGAGGGAGAUUGUUGUGGAAACUGAAGUUCAUGAGGUGGAGAGAGGACAAACUUGUUCACUCGUUAAUGAAUCGGAAAUUUAUGGGAGAAAUCAUGAGAAAGAAGAGAUAAUUGAACUUUUGAUCGGCAAUUUCAGUUGCGAUGAUGAUGUUUCUGUUUAUGCUAUUUGUGGUAUGGGGGGACUUGGAAAGACUACACUUGCUCAAUUGGUCUACAAUGAUGGAAGGGUAAAGAGGCACUUUGAGUUGCGUAUUUGGGUUUGCGUCUCUGAUGAUUUCAAUGUGGAGAGACUAAUAAGAGCAAUCCUAGAGUCCGUACAAGGCCAUGGAUGUGAUAUCUCAAACUUGGAUCCACUUUUACUUCGCCUCCAGGAAAAAUUGGGCGGUAGGAGAUUUUUACUUGUCUUGGACGAUGUUUGGAAUGAGUGCCAUGAGAAAUGGGAUGGGCUAAAACAGGCUCUGAGGUGUGGAGCUAAAGGCAGUAUUAUUAUAGUAACUACAAGGAUUCAGAAAGUUGCUCUUAUUAUGGCUACAAUACUUCCUAUACACCACUUGGCUUAUUUGUCGGAGGAUCAUUCUUGGUCCUUAUUUAAGCUACGUGCUUUUGGCAACAGAGGAAGGGAAUUGGAAUUGGAAUUGAUUGGGAAGGAUAUUGUGAAAAAAUGUGGAGGAUUACCCUUAGCAAUAAAGGCUUUAGGAAGCCUUAUGCAAUUUAAACGCAGUGAAAGUGAGUGGUUAUCUGUGAAGGAGAGUAAAAUUUUGGAUUUAUCAGAUGGUGGAAAUGCUAUCUUACCUGCUUUGAGAUUGAGUUAUGAAGCUUUACCUCCACAUUUGAGGCAAUGUUUUGCUUAUUGUUGCAUAUUCCCCAAAGACUAUAUAAUGAAGAAAGACGUGUUGAUAGAGAUGUGGAUGGCGAAUGGUUUUAUUCCAUCUAGAGGACAAACAACUUUGUAUGAUAUGGGCCAUCAGAUUUUUGAUCAAUUAGUUUGGAGGUCUUUCUUACAAGAUGUGACGGAAGAGCAAGGUGAAACAACAUGUAAAAUGCAUGAUCUUAUGCAUGAUCUUGCGGAAUCUAUUAUGAGACACGAAUGUUUUAUCAUGGACUCUCGUAAGGGGCUGAAACUACCAAAAAAGGUUCGUCACUUGUCUUUUAAUGUAAGUUCAACACCGAUGAUUCAUUGUAAUGAGGUUAUGUUUAAAGUUCCAUCUUUGCGAUCUUGCAUUUUACUUUCAAACCAAUAUUCUUACAAGGACAAUGAUUUUUCUUGGAUUUCAAAACAGAAGUAUCUUAGGUUGUUAGAUUUGAGUGGCAAAAUUGAUGAGAAGGUAGCAGUGUCAAUUUCCAAUUUCAAGCAUCUUAGGUUCCUCAACAUGUCAUACUCUUACAUAAAAAUCCUACCAGAAUCAAUUAGUGGUCUCCAACACCUGCAAACAUUGAAACUAAAUUAUUGUGAAGAGCUUUGCAAGUUGCCCAAACACUUGAAGUAUAUGAGAAAUCUCACAUGCCUAGACAUCAAAGGGUGUGACUCCCUGACUUCUAUGCCUGCUAAUAUGGGACAAUUAACUUGUCUGCAAAGACUAAGCAUAUUCAUUGUGGGCCAAGAUGAGGGUUACCAAAUUAGCGAGCUGAAGGAAUUAAAUCUUGGGGGAGAGUUGAGCAUAAAGGAGCUUGAAAAUGUAAGAAAUUCAGAAGAUGCAAAAAGGGCCAAUUUGAAGAGAAAACUUGAUCUCAUUUCUUUGAAUUUAUGUUGGAGCGAUAGCAACAAAGAAAGCAUACCAAGGAAUGUUGAAGAAAUUCUUGAGAAUCUCCGACCUAAUUCGAACCUGAAGAAGUUGAGCAUAAGUUUCUACCAAGGUUCAAGGUUUCCAAACUGGAUGUCAGGUUUGGUUCUUAAAAAUGUGGUUGAGAUCUCUCUAGAAUCUUGUAAAUGUGAACGUCUUCCGCCUCUUGGGAAACUAACCUCCCUAAAAAUUCUCAAGAUCAGUUCCAUGGAUUCUCUCAAGUACUUUAAUCAUGAGAGUUAUGGAGAUGGGGAAGAUUCAUUUCCUGCAUUGGAGAUUCUCAGCUUGAAUGUAAUGCCAAGUUUGGAGAAAUGGACAAUUGUGGAUAGAAAAGAAAUUUUUCCUUGCCUACGAAAUUUACAUAUAGAGGCAUGUCCCAAGUUGACUGAAUUUCCUUUCCUUCGAACACUCGAGAUAUUAACAAUUUGGGAAGGAAGCAAUGAAAGGUUAAUUAGGUCAGUGAUAAAUGUCACUUCGCUUUCCGAUCUUGAGGUACUUGGCUCUAAGUUGAAGAUUCUUCCAGAUGAACUGUUUCAGAGUCACAAGGACUUGGAGUCACUACGGCUAAUUUCUCUGUACAAUCUCAAGACUCUGCCAAAUCAGCUGGAUUGUCUAUCUUCUCUAAAGCUGUUAAACCUUGAUUAUUGUCCUCAACUUGAAAAUUUGUCAGGACUCAAAAACUUAAACCAUUUGGAGACGCUGUAUAUAAGUGAAUGUGACAGUCUUACUUCUCUUCCAGUGCAAGGAUUGCAAGGCUUAACUUCACUUAGAUCCUUAAGUAUUCAAAAUUGUAAGAAACUGUAUUUAUCUGACGGAAUGCGAUAUCUGACUGUACUCCGGGACUUGCUUAUCAAUGGAUGUCCAGAGAUACAUGAUUUUCCGAUGGAUAUGCAACAUUUGAGUGCUCUCCGAGACUUGGAGAUAUGGAAUUGUCAAGGACUACUUUAUCUACCAAACUGGCUAGGAAGCCUCUGGUCAUUAUCAUACUUGGAGAUUGAGAAUUGCCAUAAUCUGAAGUGUUUGCCAUGUGAGCUGCGGGGUCUAAAGACUCUGAAAAGGAUCAAAAUUGGAGGAUGUCCACAUUUGGAGCGCCGGUGCAAGAAAGAGACUGGUGAAGAUUGGUUGAAGAUAGUUCACAUUCCCAUUAUUGAGAUCAAUGGUGAACUAGUACAGUCCUUGGAUUGUUAAUGAGCUAUUUUGAAGGUGGUUAACAUGAGAGGAAGCUACAAAUCCACUUCUCACUCAACAAAAAAAAAUUUCGAUGAGCCUUUGGCUUGCUAAAAAUUUUAAAUUGCUUUCUAUUUGAUUUUAUGUAUUCUGAUUUGAAUUGAAAGUUAAUGUGUUUUUUUUUUUCUUUUGUUUUUGUAGUGUUUUUGCAGUGUUCUGCUUUUGAUAAAUCAUGGAUAAUGUGCCAGCUAUGUGAUAAAAUUAUCCAAAAAACACAUUUACUAUUUCCGAACAAAGCAAAGUUAUUAUAGUAAUAGUAAAUUAAACUUGAGAAUAGAAUGAUCAUUUUAUUUCAAUUGUAUUUUAUUGAACCAAAAACUACUUAGGAGUUGGAUCCUACUAAAUUUUUGUUCCAUAAUGUAUUUUUUCAUUUUUCCCUUA
Camellia sinensis is the source of this 3893-nucleotide messenger RNA. Lineage: Eukaryota; Viridiplantae; Streptophyta; Magnoliopsida; Ericales; Theaceae. The record is from RefSeq and is a predicted model, not a curated record.